CACGUAUUCUCUCGCUCUGUAUUAUUGCUCUGAAACCAGCCACCAUGGGGAGUUGAGGGGGUAGUCGACGGGUUAUUUUCGUUAAUAUUUAAUACCAGAAAGCUAUCCAUAUGCUGCGUUUUGGAGCACACAGUUCGCGCCAGUAUCCCCAAUGCAGCGGAUUACGGGGAUCGGGCUUUCAGAGACGGGUGAAUUGUUUGCCAGCAAAAUCAUUGCUAGAGGGCAAGAUCUGAUCUCUGCCUUGUGCAAUCAGAGACAUGAGUGUUGUCAGAGAAUUACAUGGGAUUGGGUACAGGGGCGGUGGUGGGGUUGUGGCCUCUCUGAGCGGCCCUACCCACUUUACCGAGGAUGCUCCGCGACCCCCAGUUCCUGGUGAGGAGGGAUCUGAUGUGGACCCCCCAGGCCAAUCAGUCGGCACCCGUCCAAACACCCUUUUCCAGACCCUCAGCUAUCUCCCGUCAUCCUCAUCGAAAAUGGGGGAUCCAUCAAGCUACACACCCUCCUCGUCGUCUGCGACCCCGCGUCGCCCUGAUCUGGACUUAGGAUAUGAACCUGAGGGCUCUGCUUCACCAACGCCACCUUACCUGAAGUGGGCAGAGUCGCUUCACUCCCUCCUAGACGACCAGGAAGGCAUCCAGCUGUUCCGAAACUUCCUGCUCCAGGAAGGGUGUGCAGACCUCCUCGACUUCUGGCUUGCUUGCUCGGGGUUCAGGAAGACCAGCCAGGAGAAGAGGGCUAAGCUGGCCAAGGCCAUCUACAGGAAGUACAUUGUAGACGGAAGUGGGAUUGUCUCCAGGCAGAUCAAAGCAGCCACCAAGAGCUUCAUCAGAGACUGUGUGGGAAAGCCGCAUCCAGACCCUGCCAUGUUUGAACAGGCCCAGAUAGAGAUCCAGAGCAUGAUGGAGGAGAACACCUACCCUUUGUUUCUGAAGUCGGAUCUGUACCUGGAGUACACGCGGACCGGAGGGGAGAGCCCCAAGCCGAACCCCAGUGAUCAGAGCCCUUCAUCGGGUCCAGCCAAGCCUGUGCCUGGGUACUUACCCACACUCGCUGAGGAUGAGGAGUGGAGGUGUGGAGGAGGAGGAGGUGGAGGAGGUGUGAUGCCAGUGGAGGAAGAGAAAGAUGAGGAGGAGUGUGGAGACACACCAGCUGGUAGGCUGACUCAUAGCCUGCUGAUGCAGACGGCACCGCAGAGAGCCUCGACCAACAGGAGGAGGCAGGACAGCAGGGAGUACAGGCCGUGGCGAGAGCCGGUAAACCCGUACUACGCCAACAUGGGCUAUGCUCGCGCUCCAGCAACCAGCGCCAAUGACAGUGAGCAGCAGAGCAUGUCGAGCGACGCUGACACACUGUCACUGACCGACAGCAGUGUAGAUGGUAUUCCUCCAUACAGAUAUCGGAAGCAGCAUCGAAAAGAGAUGCAUGAAAGUGCCAAAGCCAAUGGACGUGUGCCCCUACCUCAUAUACCUCGCACGUACCGCAUGCCAAAGGACAUCCACGUAGAGCCUGAGAGGUUUGCAGCGGAGCUCAUCAGCAGGCUGGAGACGGUUCUCAGAGAGAGAGAGGCUCAGGAAAGACUCGAAGAGAGGCUGAAGAGAGUACGACUGGAAGAAGAGGGUGACGAUGCUGACAUCUCCGUGACAACCUCCAUGUCUUCUCAUAGCAUACCACUCCCCAUCCCAUCGUUUCCACCUCUCUACGGCGCCCGCUACUCAGAGACCACUGCUAACACGGCAACAGUUGCCACUUACGGCGGCCUGGUUGCCAUGGAGGAUUCCCAGGAUGACGACCCGGAAUCUAUUUUGGAUGAGCAUGUGCAACGCGUGAUGAAGACGCCGGGCUGCCAGUCGCCAGGGGCAACCAACAGCACCUUAGGAGGAGGCGGUCGGCACACUCCUCCCAAAUCGUCGCGCUCACCUGACGGGGGGACGGGCCCGCCUCACUACCCCCCACACCGAGGGGGAGGUCACAGUCUGCCUGCUGCUGGGGUCAAAGGUGUUCAUCACCACAAGCAGCUGUACCACCACCGAGGAAGAGAAGGCCAGGAGGAGGCGGGCUCUCGGUCUCAGGCUAACUUCAUGUGGAACGGAGACCCGGCCAACCAGUACGCAGGGAGAAGUCGUAACUACGCCGACGGUGCAGGAGCCAGCACGAUCGAGGGCAUGGGUUACAGUAGUAAAGGCAGUACGCUGUCGAGGCGAGGUUGUAAGAAGGCAGCAGAGACAUCAGGCAAAGGUGAUGAGAGUGGGCGGGGCAUGGAGACCCAGGUACCAAUGGAGGAUCUGGAGAGAAACCAGAAGAUCCUGCAGUGGAUGAUGGAAGGAGACAGACAAAGGAAGACCUCACAUGGUGGAAGCACCAGUAGCUCCAGACGGACGGGAGCCAGCAGUGAGUCACCACGUCCAACUUCAGUGGAGCGGCCCGGUGCUGUGCACCCCUGGGUCUCCGCCCAGCUGCGUAACAACCCCUCCUCAGUGUCCACCGCCAUCCCCGGCUCAUCGUCCACCCAGGUCCAGCCCUCGCACCCUUUCAUCCAGGACCCAGCUAUGCCCCCCAACCCGGCUCCCAACCCCCUCACCCAGCUGGAGGAGGCUAGGAGGAGGCUGGAGGAGGAGAGGAGGAGGAACGCACUACAGCAGGCCAAGCAGAGGCAUAAGUCUGGUAAGCGCCAAGUGUGUGAGAACAUGACCGUCGCCUACUACUUCUGUGGAGAGCCAAUCCCAUACCGAACAUCAGUCAAAGGCCGGGUGGUGACUUUGGGCCAGUUCAAGGAGCUUCUUACCAAAAAGGGCCAUUACAGGUUCUACUUCAAGAAAGUGAGCGACGAGUUUGACUGCGGGGUCGUGUUCGAGGAGGUGCGUGACGAUGACGCCAUCUUGCCGAUCUUCGAGGAGAAGAUCAUUGGGAAGGUGGAGAAGGUCGACUGAAAUUUUUGGAAAACGGGAAGAUGACACAGAAUUGCAAAAAGAUGAUUUGGAAAAAAUAAGGAGAUGGGGAAGAGAACAUUGGGUCCGAAGAGAAUUUCACCUGCGAGAAAAUGAAAGAAAGUAGAAAGAUGGAAGGAGCAACGUGUGGACAGAAGGAAGAUCGUGCUGCAUGGUAGAAGCUUGAGUUUUAAGGAGGUGGUUAGUUUUACGGAAUAUCUGGAUAUCUGCGUCACGCCUGGAUCAAACCCACAAUACAGCGAAAGGAGCUUGGCCAGAUGAAACCUGAGCGGAGAAAAGGAACAUAAAUUAUUUCACCUGUCUUGUCUCCACUGUGGAUAUCCGAGGAGCGCUGUCAAAAUCUGAUGUCUGACCAGUCUUCCACUGCUAUGGAUGGAGGAAGGGUGCGUGUGUUUGGGGGGGGGGGGGGGUAACUGCUGGAAGGAGGAGAGGAUAAAGUAGUCUUCCACUUCUGCUCUGGAGGAGUCUGUCCUCCGCAGACCAUUACGAUGCUGCUACAUUACCACAGAAACUCUUCAAUCGGUGCUCAGGACAGUAAACGAAGCAGUUUUGUUUCCACUCGGGAGUCUCGCUGCCUUUUGCUGUCUCUGUUCCUCAUCAGCUGGUGACGGGGGGGAGAGGACAGAGGAUUUUGGGGGAGUGGAAUUUUGGCCUGCUUCUCCUCUCGUUGACUUCAUAGCCUCAAAACAGAAACUUUCUCACACUCGAUUCCUAGAUGUCAUGUAGUGAUCUCUCACGUCAACAUGUUCAGACAACAGUUCUCCACACAACUUGUUUACCAAAGCUACAUAUUUUUGAUAAGACAAGUAUCCUAGCUACUUGUUUCAUUUUAUUGAAUUGUGUAUGUACAAGGCAGGUACUAUUACUUAUUAAUGCAGCCUAAUUUCGUUAUAUCUCAACUUAAUGUCGUAUUAUUGUGUAUGUUUUGAAGCUAGAUCAUUAGUCAUUUCAGGGCAGCCAUUUUGUUUGUUUUUUUCCCCCGCUAUAACACAUCUCUGCACCUCAGUUCUGUUUACCAUUUUGGAGUGUGCAGUCCUGCUCUGCUGCACGAUGGAGUUUAAUCAUAGGAUUGCCUUUUUUUUUUGUUCCACCUCUCAAAGGUUAUCAUGAAACACAAGAGCGCACACUACAAAUGUGCCAUCUAUGACCACAGUAUCUUUUUUUGUUUGUUUGUUUGUUUGUAACAAAUCACACUGUCACCUCAUUUAUGUCAUUCUUCUGCUACACUGAGAGCCUGUGUACGUAACUCCGGACUCAGUCUAGGUGCCUGCCUGCCCGGCCAGUGCCAUUACUAUCUAGAAUGCUUAUUCUGAUGCGUGUUGAGUGUGAAAGCCUGUGUCAUGUAUGCCUGAACUCAGCCAAAGAGCAUAUCGCGCGCCCCAUAUGCCUACACGCGUGUCUGACCAGUCCAAGUCCAAGAGUAUCUGUUGUAUUUUUAUCUUUUUUUUUUUUCAUAAUCAGCAGAAGGGAUCAGCAGAAUCUUCUUCCUCUUUGCAGAUUCCUAAACUUCAAACGUCGUAGCGCAACACUGAGUUUAAAAUCUGCGGAACUGUUUGAGAUUUUGGGAAAUGAUCUUAUUUGCUAUCUCGCUUAGAGCUACUUGAGAAAGUUGUGAAAAUAUGACACUUGAUUUACUGUAUGGCAAAUAUAAAGCUAUAGCCAGCAGUUAGCCUAGAAAUAAAGACUGAGAAAGGAUCUGAAAACAAGCCACAAGGACGAGCUCCAGGCCUCGACAUCAGUCUUACGCGGUGGACAAAUUGAGCAUUUAUAACAUCAAGGGAAAAAAGACUUUAAUUAAAGCCUUGUACAGGUAAAACAAACUGGGGCUGCAACUACUGAUUUGUAUGCCAUCCAUGUUCUUAUUUGGUAUAUAUAUAAUUGUUUUGUUUGAAUAGUUGAGACUUAUUUUCUCUCACAUUUGACAAAAAAGCAGCAAAAUGAAGAAACUAACCUGAGAAUAUCUGCUUCACAAAUUAUUUUGAUUGUUCACCAAAACAACCACUUUUUUAAGUCACAUGUCAAAUUAAUUAAGUUUAAGGUCUAAAACAAAUUUUACCCUGUUUUGAGUCUUUAUGCUAAGCUAAGCUAACUGGCUGCUUGUGUAUAUUUUAUGCACAGAUCUCAGAAAUCUUUUCAGUCUAACUACUAGCAUGAAAGCAAAUAAUCAUAUUUUCCCAGAUGUCAGACAGUUCCUUCACACCUCUCUCAUCAGUACAGUACUGCAGUAAGGCCUUGAGGCCAGAAUAUCGUAUAAAGCACCGUGCAGACAAUGCACUGAUCACACACCAGCUGUGUAAGCUGAAUGUAAUUUGACUUUUUAAAACUUGUUCUCAAAGGAAAUCCCUUCAGUGGUCACGUCAUCAUGUCUGUCCUCAGUCUUGAUGUCAAACUGUUGGCCCGAUUAAGUGUUUCGUGUUAUCUAUGCUGGUAGUUAAUUGAAUGUGUCCAUCAAACAAAGAGGUCCUACUGUUCGUCAAGCAGGAAUGUCAAAUACAAUUUGUCCUGGGUUUCUGCCCAGUAAGGGAAAACGUAGGAUUUGGAAAACAUAUUUGUCCUAACUUCAGCCCAUUAUGCCUUCAAUAUGAAAUUUAAAAUUUAGAUAUGUAUUUGUUUAUAAAAAAAAUGUAAUUUUAAUAAUCACCAAGCAUGUUCUUUAUAAGGAAUGUUUUCCUGAUGAGUUGAAUUAUCUAUUUUGUUUUAAUGUUUAUGUGCGAACUGCUAUGGCCCUCUGAUAUAUUUUAUCUGUUUUGUUAGAAAGAACGCCCAGGGACAGUUGAAUGAUACCAUUUGUUAAGAGUUGAUUCUUGUGAUUUAUGAUUCGAUGGACAAAACAAACAACUGCGUCUUUUGUGUUGUCAAUUUGUGUGAAACACAGUGCCUUUAUCAUGUUUAUCUUUCAAAAUAUCUUUAUUGAACCAAUCCUUGCUUUUAAUGUAAGUUUUUAUCUUUCGGUCAGUCCCGUUGUAUUUUUAGCUGCAGUCAUGCUUGCUCACUUCUGUUCUGAUAGAUCCUCUGCUGUAAAUAUGUACAUUAUCAUUUCAUAUGUGUCUUCAGACCUGCACCACAUGUCCAUGGUGUUUCUGUUUUUCAAAGGUAAACGCCAAGAUGUCACUGUGCUGGUUCCACUUGUACAUUUCUUUUAAAAAGGUACUUCAUAAUAAAGAUGUUGAAUAAACACUUA
Molecule: messenger RNA, 6126 nt
Organism: Acanthopagrus latus (yellowfin seabream)
Lineage: Eukaryota; Metazoa; Chordata; Actinopteri; Spariformes; Sparidae
Product: axin-1-like
Exons: 13
Coding region: 258-2927 (889 amino acids)
Biological process (GO): negative regulation of canonical Wnt signaling pathway
Source: RefSeq, a predicted model, not a curated record